Rubroshorea leprosula is the source of this 2443-nucleotide messenger RNA. The record is from the annotation of a GenBank genome assembly. NCBI's taxonomy places the organism in Eukaryota, Viridiplantae, Streptophyta, Magnoliopsida, Malvales, Dipterocarpaceae.
CCAAGCCCCUCCAGCCACCGACUCAUUUCCUUGAGAAAAAUUGGUGACAAAGCUUGAAAUUUCUCCUUCUUUUCUUGUUCUAGAACACAUAUAGAACCCAAAAACCUCCCCCCCUCUGCAGGAAAUUUCGGAUCUGCUUUGCUCUGUUCCUCACCGUCGGUUGCUCUUGCUUAUAGGUGCGAAUUGCUCUGGUUUCUAGUAAGAAAUAGCCACCAAUUCCUCUGUUCUUCCUGAUUUGCCUUGGGUUAACUUUGAUUUCUCUUGGUUCUCCAAUUUUUGGGAUAGAUCCCAAAUUUCUCCCCAAUUCCCGCCGGCUUCCCCUAGCUUGCAGCUCCGAUUUUUGCUGCUAAAUUCUGGAAACGAAACCGAGGACGGGGAACCCAAAGGGAGUGACGAGGUAGAAGGCUAGCCAUUCUUAUUGGAUAUAAGUUUUAGAUCUUAUCAUCAUUUUGUAAGGUAGAUUUUAUUCUUGAGAUGUUGUGAUUUGAAUAAGUUUCGAGCCUUGUGCACUUGUGGGACCCAUCUCACGAGUGCACGGCGUCUACCACGUCCCCGGAUUUGGGUUCUGGGCCGUGACAGUUGAAAAGCUAAUAUUAACAGAAGGGCCCAAGCCAACAACAUUCCUGGGAAUGCGAUCACCUCUUAUCUCAACUUCUCUUUCAAAAUAAAGCGAGAUAAACCACUUUCGGGUUCUGCUCAUUUUCUUCUUUCCCGUCCCCUGCAUCCUCCCCCAAGCUGCUGAUAUUCCUCUCUUGAGGAAUUGGCAAAAGCUUGCUAUUUUUCUCCUCUUUUCUUGUUCAAGAACAAGAUUUGGACUGAGAAAUCAUCCCCUCUGCAGAAGAAAUCCCGGAUCUGCUCUGCUCUUCUCCCCUGUCCGUCGGCUGCUAUGUGGGUGUGAGGUUUUUGGGCUUUUUCUAGUAAGAUUUAGCCAUGAAUCCCUCUCUUUAACCUUGAUUUAGGUUGGGUUUACUUUAAUUGCUUUAUUCCCUUCCAAUUUCUGGUAGAGCCGUGAGCUUCUUCCCCAAAAUCCCGUCAGUCCCCAUGCUCGCCUGGUGCGGGUUCUGCUGGUCGGAAAAAAAAAGGGGGAAUUCUGGAAGAAAUUUGGCAGCCAUUUCAGUAUGUAAUUUUAGCUUUAAUUCAUGUAGAAAUGGCUUGAUUUGCUGCUGUGAAUUUUCUGGAGAGAAAAUCCCGUGUGUGAGUUGUGGGUUGCCAAGGCCAUGCUCUCCAUGUGCUGCCCGUGAGAUUGGGGAAAUUUUGGUAGCUUUAAGCUAUGUUUUUAAGUGUGGUUAAGUAGGAAAUUAGCUUGAAUUGGGUUGUUUUGAUUUUGGAGAAAAAUCCCGUGAGAUUAGCUAUGUUUUGCCAAUUUUGGAAGUUGAAGUUACUGUUCACGGGUACUGUUCACGGGUACUGUUCACACUCCGAGAGUCAACAAUUAACGGGGAUUUAAUUGUUUAGUUUGUAAUAUAAGAAUAAAUUUGGAGAUGUCCGGUUAUGUGGAGAUUGAUAGAAAUAGCACCGUGAUUAGGGGUAGUGCUAAUGAUGAUUUUACUUUGAAUUUGUAGUAGUGCGGUAUUAAUUGUGGAAUAUUGUGAUUAGGUUUGAUCGUUCUGUCACUGUAGCACUUGGGUUAGCCUUCUGUUCUGUGCGAGUAAGGAAGCGAAACUAAGGACGGGAAACCUAGGGAGUGACGAGUUAGAAGGCUAGCCAUUUUGUAAAGUGAAUAUAGAUUUGAGAUAUAGAUCAUGAUUUUGUAAACUAAAGUUAAUCGGAGAUUUUAUACAUUCAUUUAAUGGAUUGUUAGUUUACACAAGAUUUGACCUUGAGAUUUUGAGUUUCAGUCAUGUGGGACAUAGAAUUAAUUUUGAAAUAUUCGAUCUAAGUUAUUGGAUUGUCAGACAUGAAUUGGAUAAGUUCCGAGUCUUGUGCAUUUGUGGGACCCGUUCACGAGUGCAUGGCGUUUGCCACGUUCUCAGAUUUGGGUUCUAGGGCGUGACACCUGCUUCAUGUCAAAUCGAUUCAGGCUUUUGUUUCGAUCAUUUUGGUUAUGGUAAGUGGAGCAGUCAUGGCUCGUGAUGAUGCUGAGAAUUACCUUAUCAAAAAACUUGGUUGUGAAAGCAAGAUGCAUGUAAAAUGUGUGAAGCAGGUUUUUUCAAGCAUAUUUGAAGUUGGAACCGUCACAGAUAGUUGCUGUUAUGAACUUGCAAAAUCAGGUCCACUUUGCCAUUUUGCAUUGGCUUAUAGAACUCUUCAAACUGAAUUUAAAACUUCUAAUGCAUCAAAAAUUUUGGUUAAAAGUACACAUGUGUGGAGUAGGUGCCUUGCACUUUCAUCACAAUUUGGUGGAGAACUAACUUCAAUGUCAAGUCCUUCACCUGCAUAUGGCUAGUUUGGUUCAUGCUAAACAAAAAGAAAUAAUUCAAAUUAAUAAAACUUUAUCAAUUUU